CCGGUUGUACUUCUUCUAUUUAUUCCCAUAACACCACACUGGACAGUCGGUUGUCAUGCUGUCGGACUGAUGUUGCAUCCAAAGACAAACACACAUGACAGACUGUUCUUCAUCAUUCUCCUAAUACUGUCUAUUGAAGGUUUCCUUGCAGAACUGUCACAGUUAAUUUGUUCACAUCAGCCAAUCGUGGCCCUGGCUGGUGAUGAUGUCAUUCUACCAUGUCACCUCGAACCUCCCAUCGAUUCAGAUUCAGAGACCGUGAUAUGGACCAGACCUGAUUUAGACCCAAAAUAUGUCCAUUAUCACCAAGAUGGACGACUCAAUUUUAAGAAUCAAAAUCCAUCUUAUUAUUUCCGCACCAGACUGUUUGUGACUGAACUGCCAAAUGGAAACGUCUCCAUGAAAAUCUCCAGAGUGAAACUUUCUGAUGCAGGAAAAUAUGAAUGUCAUCUUCCAUCAAUGCAGAAGGAAGCGUCCAUCCAACUCAGUGUUGGUGUCGUCUCCACGCCCGUCAUAGAGUUUGUCUCCAAUCAGAGCAGAGAGGUGGUUUUACAGUGUGAGGCUAAAGGCUGGUAUCCAGAGCCUGAGGUGUUCUGGCUGGACGCUGAGGGAAACCUCCUCUCUGCUGGACCUACAGAGACAGUCAGAGGUCCUGAUGACCUCUAUACUGUCAGCAGAAGAUUGACUGUGGAGAAGAGCGACAGCUUCACCUGUAGAGUCCAACAGAAGAACAUCAACCAGACCAGAGAGACACACUUCUAUGUUCCAGGUCAUUUCUUCACAGUUCAGUCUUUGAGUCAGACUGACAUCAUCAUCAUCGUCAUCAUCGUCAUCAUCACCUCCAGCCUCAUCAUUUUUGUUUCUGUUUUUCUGCUGUUUAUUUUUAUCAGAUGGAAAAAAAAACAAGACCAUGAGGAUCCAGAAUUCAAGAAUCAGGUCAAGAGAGACGAAAGCAAUACAGGUGAGAUUUCUAACUUCACGGAAGAAAGGAAGAAACUGAACAGAACUGUGGAAGAAAUGGAGAGAGCAGACCAACAGAGAGAGCUUCAGGAGGAGGAAAUAAUGACUGAACAAACCUCGAACGCCCCAAAUUAGCUAUGAAAGACAGAGAAACCAUUGAAUCAAAAAGCUUUGAUUGUUUACAUUUGAGAAAAGAUCAGGAGAGACAGAGGAACAGCCACUGUCUCCAGGAUAUGAACUGUACUGACCACAAAGAGCUUCAGGUCUGAAGAUGCUCACAGUCGUCAGUGUUAUUCACUUCAUCUGUCGGUGUAUGUAAAUAUUGAAUUGAAUACUGUUAUGUAUAUACAUAUGUUACUUUGUUACUGUACACUUUAAACCAACUCCCAAACAGAAAUGAUAAAAGAAUCCACCUGUAACAUGAGCGCCAUCUACUGUGAUUAUUUUGUAUGAAAACUGUCCUGGCUUCCAGAAGCUGAGGUUUUAUUGAUAAUAUGUCAGAGGCAUCAAGUUUGUCUGAUGAUACAUGAAAUAAAAAUGACAAUUCAG
Larimichthys crocea (large yellow croaker) is the source of this 1509-nucleotide messenger RNA. Its product is annotated as butyrophilin-like protein 2. Gene Ontology annotation, cellular component: external side of plasma membrane. NCBI's taxonomy places the organism in Eukaryota, Metazoa, Chordata, Actinopteri, Sciaenidae. The transcript is spliced from 6 exons. Bases 70 to 1095 code for a protein of 341 amino acids. Gene Ontology annotation, molecular function: signaling receptor binding. The record is from RefSeq and is a predicted model, not a curated record. Gene Ontology annotation, biological process: regulation of cytokine production; T cell receptor signaling pathway.